AUGCUUGUGAAGCCUUCUGUGUGCAUCUUUCUUUUCACCUGUGUCUUCCAACUCAGCCAUACCUGGUCAGUGAACAAUUUCCUGAUGACUGGUCCAAAGGCUUACCUGAUCUACUCCAGCAGCGUGGCAGCUGGUGCCCAGAGUGGAAUUGAAGAAUGCAAAUACCAGUUUGCUUGGGACCGCUGGAACUGCCCUGAGAGAGCCCUGCAGCUGUCCAGCCACGGUGGCCUUCGCAGUGCUAAUCGGGAGACAGCAUUUGUACAUGCCAUCAGUUCUGCCGGGGUCAUGUACACUCUGACUAGAAACUGCAGCCUUGGGGAUUUUGACAACUGUGGCUGUGAUGACUCCCGAAAUGGGCAACUGGGGGGCCAAGGCUGGCUGUGGGGAGGCUGCAGCGACAACGUGGGCUUUGGAGAGGCAAUAUCCAAGCAGUUCGUCGAUGCCCUGGAGACAGGACAGGAUGCUCGGGCAGCCAUGAACCUGCACAACAACGAGGCUGGCCGCAAGGCGGUGAAGGGCACCAUGAAACGCACGUGUAAGUGCCACGGGGUGUCUGGCAGCUGCACCACGCAGACCUGCUGGCUGCAGCUGCCGGAGUUCCGAGAGGUGGGUGCGCACCUGAAAGAGAAGUACCACGCGGCUCUCAAGGUGGACCUGCUGCAGGGUGCAGGCAACAGCGCGGCGGGCCGCGGCGCCAUCGCUGACACCUUUCGCUCCAUCUCCACACGGGAGCUGGUGCACCUGGAGGACUCCCCGGACUACUGCCUGGAGAACAAGACGCUAGGGCUGCUGGGCACCGAAGGCAGAGAGUGCCUACGGCGCGGCCGGGCCCUGGGCCGCUGGGAGCGCCGCAGCUGCCGUCGACUCUGCGGGGACUGCGGGCUGGCGGUGGAGGAGCGCCGCGCCGAGACCGUGUCCAGUUGCAAUUGCAAGUUUCACUGGUGCUGCGCGGUCCGCUGCGAGCAGUGCCGCCGGCGAGUCACCAAGUACUUCUGCAGCCGCGCGGACCGGCCACGCGGGGGCGCGGCGCACGAACCCGGGAGAAAACCCUAA
Rangifer tarandus platyrhynchus (Svalbard reindeer) is the source of this 1053-nucleotide messenger RNA. NCBI's taxonomy places the organism in Eukaryota, Metazoa, Chordata, Mammalia, Artiodactyla, Cervidae. The record is from the annotation of a GenBank genome assembly.